Molecule: messenger RNA, 5497 nt
Organism: Canis lupus familiaris (dog)
Lineage: Eukaryota; Metazoa; Chordata; Mammalia; Carnivora; Canidae
Gene: TBL2
Product: transducin beta like 2
Exons: 7
Coding region: 54-1394 (446 amino acids)
Biological process (GO): endoplasmic reticulum unfolded protein response
Cellular component (GO): endoplasmic reticulum
Molecular function (GO): protein binding
Source: RefSeq, a predicted model, not a curated record
GGCGUGCCGGCGUCCGCGUCGUCGGAGGCUGAGGUGGCAGUGGGCCCGGCAACAUGGAGCUACCGCAGAUGCCCGAGCUGAUGGGCCUGUCGCUGUUGCUCGGGCUGCUGGCCCUGAUGGCGACGGCGGCAGUAGCGCGGGGGUGGCUGCGCGCGGAGGAGGAGACGGGCAGCCGGUCCGCGGGCCAAAAAGCAAAUGGAUUUCCACCUGACAAGUCCUUGAAGUCCAAGAAGCAGAAACAGCAUCAACGAAUUCGCAAGGAGAAGCCUCAGCAGCACAAUUUCACUCACCGCCUCCUGGCUGCGGCAUUAAAGAGCCACAGUGGGAACAUAUCUUGCAUGGACUUUAGCAGCAAUGGCAAGUACCUGGCCACCUGUGCAGAUGACCGCACUGUCCGCAUCUGGAGCACCAAGGACUUCCUGCAGCGGGAGCACCGCAGCCUGAGAGCCAACGUGGAGCUGGACCAUGCUACCUUGGUGCGCUUCAGCCCUGACUGCAGAGCCUUCAUCGUCUGGCUGGCCAAUGGAGAUACCCUUCGUGUCUUUAAGAUGACCAAGCGAGAAGAUGGGGGCUAUACCUUCACAGCCAACCCAGAGGACUUUCCUAAAAAGCACAAGGCACCCGUCAUCAACAUUGGCAUUGCAGACACAGGGAAGUUCAUCAUGACCGUUUCCAGUGACACGACGAUCCUCAUCUGGAAUCUGAAAGGUCAUGUGCUGUCUACGAUCAACACCAACCAGAUGAACAAUACCUAUGCUGCUAUAUCCCCCUGCAGCAGGUUUGUGGCCUCUUGUGGCUUCACCCCAGAUGUAAAAGUUUGGGAAGUCUGCUUUGGGAAAAAAGGUGAUUUCCAGGAGGUCGUGCGAGCCUUUGAACUGAAGGGGCACUCUGCAGCCGUCCACUUCUUCGCUUUCUCCAAUGAUUCCCGCAGGAUGGCCUCAGUCUCCAAGGAUGGUACGUGGAAACUGUGGGACACAGAUGUGGAAUACAAGAAGCAACAGGAUCCCUACUUGCUGAGGACAGGCUGCUUUGAAGAGGCGAGCACCAUGCUCUGCCGCCUGGCCCUCUCCCCUGACGCCCAGGUCUUGGCUUUGGCCAGUGGCAGCAGUAUUCAUCUCUACAACACCCGGCGGGGUGAGAAGGAAGAGUGCUUUGAGCAGGUCCAUGGGGAGUGUAUCACUGACUUGUCCUUUGACAUCACUGGCCGGCUUCUGGCCUCCUGUGGGGACCGGGCAGUGCGGCUUUUCCACAACACCCCCGGCCACCGGGCAGUGGUGGAGGAAAUGCAGGGCCUCCUGAAGCGAGCCUCCAACGAGAGCACCCGCCAAAGGCUACAGCAGCAGCUGACCCAGGCCCAGGAGGCUCUGAGAAGCCUGGGUGCCUUGAAGAAAUGACUCUGGGAGGGUAUGGCAGGAAGGAUCUGGCAUGCUGCUGCCGCCACCACUGCUGCCACUUUUCUUCCCAGGUACUCAACCAGCUGGAAACCUUUUGAAAGGAGUAUUCUGAUUUUCUCGGUGACUCCUCUCUCCUUUUCCCCAUUGAAACUAUUAUUGCCUACUUUGAUAUCUCUCUCUUUGUCUCUCCUUACUCAUUAUGACUCCUGGCCUUACUUGACCCUCCAGUCUAAUGACCAAGGUGCUUCUCUUUCUCCUGGGCCCAUGGGAGGAAUCUGUCUUCACCAGGCACUGAGGGAAAUAGUACAUUGAAGAGAGAGAGGACAUGGCCUUGACCUUGUGGCAACUCACCGUGGUACCCAAAGGAGUCUGUAAUUGUGGAGACAAAACCAUGGGGACGCCUGAGUACUGACCAGUAGUUUUGCAGAGAUAGGAGCCUGGGAUACCUUCCAAUUACAGAACUGUGGUAUGUUGUCAGGGAAGAGCUAGUUUUAAUACAGGCGAAGCUUCUAACUCCAUCAAAAAAAGAAUUAAGGUUUUCCAUUCUGUGCCUCAGUUUCCUAAUUUAUAAAAUGGAGACUAAUCCUCUCUUGAUCUGCUUACAAAGAUGGUGUGAAGAUAUGCCUGUAUAAAGUCUCUAGAUUUGGAGGUGGAAAAGAGUAGCAACAUAUGUUAUCUGUCGGCCAAUCUCAUUUAUCAACUACCAGGUAAAAGUAGGACUGGGUGUAGUUUGAAACUAAAUUAAAAGAAGAGAAACACAUCUUGGAAAAGCAAAGUUUGUGGAACUUGAUGAUAUAUUUUUUAUCCAGUUCUGCUUUAAUUUGUGUAGGGAAUCACAGGAUUCCAAGAUAGGACUCCUCUCUUUAAGGUUAUAUCCUGUUUGAGGAGACCUCUUUGCAUUUUGUCAGAUAUUUGUAUGCCUGCUUUGUGCCUAGCACAGCAGUAGGCACUGGAGAUAAAUAUGAACAAGACAUGAUCUCUGCCGUCAAAGAUGGCCACUGAGAGAGAAGGAAACAUGGCUAUUAAGUGUUUUUUACUAGUUAAUUCAUAACUGUAGAAGGCUGUUGUAAAAGUCAAGGCAAAGGGAGGAUUGAAUCAGGAUAUAGGCAGUGAAUUUGAAAUUGAAGGGAUAGAGUUGGUAAGAGAUUAGGCAUUUAGAAGUUCAAAGUUUUUGGAUCUGAGACUGUGGAUGUCGGAGAAUGGAAAUGAGGAUCCAGGGUGAUUUGAAUCUUGGCAAAAUUUAUUCAUCUGAAAUCACAUUCUUGCUGUCUCUUCCUGUAAAAUUGGGGCCUCCCCUAGACAUCCCCAACUCAUAAAUGUUUGAACAAGCACAACCUCGGAGUUAUCCCUAAUUACUCCUUUUUUCAUUAAUCCUUCUGGCCCAUUGCCACUACCAACCAUCCACCCCACCAGAAAAUUAUUUUGGUUAGACUCUAGAAUCUAUAUCCUGAAUCUGAUUCUCCAUCUUUCUGUUACCAUCCUGGUUCUAGCCACUGUCACCUACUGAACUGUGAUAGCGUAGCUUCCUCACUGAUGCCUCUGCUUCCUCUAUUUCCUUGUUAAGUCACUGUAAACUAGCAGAGUGAUUUUUGAAAAUGUGAACCAGAUCACAUUGUUCCCAAGCAAAAACCUUCCAAAGGCUUCCCAUCGCACUUGGAAUAAAAUCCAAAAUUCUUGUCAUGGCCUAAAAGGUCCUAUGUAAUCUGGCUUCUUCCUUCCUCUCUGAUCUUGUUACCACUCUCCCAGCCACCCCAAACUGGGUGUUACAGAUUUAACCAAGCCAAUUUAUAUCCUGCUUCAAGCAGAAGCUGUUCCUGUGCUGUGUUCCUCCUGCUUGGACGCCUUCUUCUUUUCUGUUGGCAGACUUGUCAUGCUUGUCGUAAUUCAGUUCUCCAUUUCAGUUAUACUUCAGAGAGACCCUCCCUGACCAUCCAGUGUGAAGUAGCCCUUUCCACCAAUCAUAUCACACCUGUCACGUUAGCUUACUUUAUUUUUAUUACCUAAUGCUUUCUGAAAUGAUCUUGUUUGGAUAUUUGUUUGCCCCAGGGGUUUCAGCUGAAAUGCUUAUGGAUGUCAGGUGGAAAAUGCAAAUGCAUGAAUGGGGCCACAGUUGCCUGGGUGUAAGAUGGUGGGAAAUGGGGAGCACUGAAGUGAUUUCUAGAGGUCAUGUACUGGGGUGAGGGGUAGGGGUGGCUGCUACUUAUCAUUCAGGAAUUCAGCAGAAGUUGCUUGUUAGAUAGAAGCUAGCAGUUGGUGAUUUAUUAUACAAAGACAAAAACAUUGUAUAGACCAAACAAAGCACUUGGGAGCCAGAUGCAGCCCACCAGUCUCUCCUUGGCAGCUUCUGGAUCGUUCAUUAAGCCACAGGAAUGUGAACUCCGCAAGGGCAGGAUCUUUUAUCUUAUUUGCUCUCUAUCCCAACCACAAUACCAGGGACAGUAAGCACUCAAUAAAUAUUGAAGUCAAAUCAGGGGCAGUUAAAAGACAUUUCAGUAAGCCUCAUCCCACUCAGUUUUCAUUUUGGGUUUAUGCUCCUGAUAACAGACUUCUGGUUAAUAAGACUAUGCACACGGGUCUCUGAAUAUUUGCUUUCAGGUUGUCAGAAGAAUGAAGCUAAAACACUUCUUUGCAUAUCUGUUUGGCUCUGGCUUUACUCUUACUGUGUAUCCAGGAGGCAAGUGACUGUAGUAUGUUGAGUUACUGAAAUCAGAAGUCUUUGGUUCCAAGUUGGGCCGGUCACUUACUGCCUUAAGGCCUUGAGCAAAUAGAUCACUGGGCCUCUCUGAGUUUGUUUCCACAUCUGUAAAAUGGGAAUAAAUCCUGUCCUGAGGGCCUUAUAAAGGGCUGUGAGUUUCUAAUAAGACAAGUGAAGCACUACAAAAAAAAAAAAAAAAAAAAGUCCUCACAGAUUCCCUGAGGACAGCGCUCCUCUCACUUAAGAUGAGACUGGUUCUGUUGUAAGCAUGGAGAAGGUACCUGCAUAUUAACAGAGCAGGUACCGUGAUUCAAACUGUGUGUGUGUGAAGGCAGCAUUAAUAUUUUAGUAUUACUAUCAACUUCUGUGGGUUUGCAAUUUUUCAAAAUAAAAAGCCGGGGAAAUAUUUUGAAUGGUGGUAUAUAGCCUAUUUUUAUCAGUCAUCAAAAACAAGACAAUCUUUAAGCCACAAAAGUGCACAUUUAAAGGCCUGUCGAUAGUCUUGGUCAAUUUCGAUCAAGGAAAAAGGAUCUUCCUAUGUAAGAAGGAUCUUCCUAUGUAAGAUUGUUCUGUGCCUGGAGGUGACAGGAGGCGAGUAGGAAGCACAUCCUGUUAUCAAUGAUAAUGGGUCACCUCCGACAGUGUUGGAUAGACUGAACGUUGCCCCCAAAUUGGCCACAGACCUAGAAACUUAAUAAUUCGGGGAUUCGUGUACUUUCUACACAAUUCCAGAGGAGUCUUCCUGGUGAGCAUGGCUUGGUUUCACACCCAGCUCUCGAGGCAGAGGCACCCUGAUGGGUAUCGGUUGGCAUUGCAGGAUUGGCCAUGACAACUGAAAGCAUGAUUUCUGCACAAAAUUCCCAUGUGUCUUCUAAGCCUGUCAGUGCAUUUCCAAGUCUCCAGUUCUUCAAGCUGCCAACUCUGAUUGCAGAAUUUUGGGCAGUUGGAAAGUGAGUGUGAAAAUUUCUAUUUGCUUCCCAUUCUGCACACCCUGUUUGAACCCCUCUGCAUUUUUGUGAUCGCAUUAAGUAGUGGCUAACUUGAGUACUAUGCAUCUAAUCCCCAUCAACUCAUUUUUUUUUUUACCGCAUUUUAAUUUUUAUCUGGUGAACUACGCUUCCAUGACUCUUAAUCCAUGUGACUUAGAGGAGAGAGACCGAGACCCUCCAUGGUGGCCAUGUAAUCAAUCAUCAGGCCCCUGGACUUUGCCAGAUCUGUAGAAAAGUGGUGUCUUGAAUUUUCUGUGGAGAUUGCUUAGUAAGUAGGUUGGAUGGUUAUUACGGUAGGUAGUCCUGCCCAAGAAGGAAGCUAGAGACCGCAUGCCAGGGAGGCUGUCGGAUGCAGACACACCUGAAGUGUUUACCACUGGACUUGUCAGAAGAACCAAUAAAUUCCUAUUUAUGAUUAA